Messenger RNA from Episyrphus balteatus (marmalade hoverfly), 1806 nucleotides. RefSeq names its product nicotinamidase (gene Naam). The record is from RefSeq and is a predicted model, not a curated record. NCBI's taxonomy places the organism in Eukaryota, Metazoa, Arthropoda, Insecta, Diptera, Syrphidae. Gene Ontology annotation, molecular function: calcium ion binding. Bases 631 to 1710 code for a protein of 359 amino acids. The transcript is spliced from 8 exons.
AAAGUGGUAGAGUGUUAACUCUUAAAAACUUUUGUUUUGUUUGACAUUUUAAUGAAAUUUUCGCUCUAAGCGCUGGCAUAUUUAAUUACCCAGUAUUUCCUGUUCUAUCAACAAUCAAAAAAGACUUCAGCCUAUUAUAAGACUCCGCAAUAUAAUACUAACAUAAAGCAUAGCCUUCUACAUAAACACGAUUCGCUUAGCGACCAUCCGCAAGUCAGAAAAUGUUAUUUCGAUAACUUAUUGAACCAGAAAAAAUAAAUUUAGACUUGAGUUUAUUUUUUAUCCAAAUCUGUGUAUCAUUGCAUGUGUUUUGUUGCUUCGGUUCGGGCCCGAGAAUUCGUUCGUAUUAUCGGUGUACCUUAACUCAUUUAUACAAAAAGUGGAACUUAUUUUAUAUUAUAGUUUUUUUUUUUUUAUAUGAAACUUACGAGUUACCUUCAAUUUAUCAUAUAGAAUAGUUUAUGAAUUGUUAUUUUGCUUUUUAACUGGAUUUUUGUUGUAUUUUAUUUAAAUUGUACAAGUACUGAGGAAAGUUCACUUAUGGUUCUUGGUUAUUUCGUUUUGUGUGACCUAAAUUGCCGCAGUAAAGAAUUUUUCGUGUUGAAAAGUCAUCAUCGGUUCUAGUUGAAUAUGGAAUCACCAACCCCGCCAAUUGAAGUUGAAGAUCGUAACGGUUCAGCAAUGGAUGCCUGUUUUACGGCAUUCGAUAAAGACGGUGAUGAUCGUCUGAGCUUAGCAGAAUUUACACUUAUAUGCCGAGCACUAUUUCGAAAUGAUAAAGGACAUAUUUAUGAAGUGCCUACUGAAAGAUUAGAUCAGAUUUUUGAAGUUUUCGACACAAAUGGCGAUGGAUUUAUUGAUCGUGAAGAAUUUAAAUUCUGUUGGAAUCGAUGGAUUAAAGCUAUCGUUCGUCCUGUGAAUGCUUUUAUCAUUGUUGACGUACAAAAUGACUUUAUAAGUGGAUCGCUGGAUAUAAGUAAUUGCAGUGCACAGCACAAAGGACAGGAGAUUUUAGAUCCAAUAAAUAACCUUUUGGCAACUGUGGAUUUUGAUGCAGUAUUUUAUUCAUUAGAUUGGCAUCCUAGUGAUCAUGUGUCUUUUAUUGAUAAUGUGAAAUUAAGACCAUUGGAUGAGACAUCACCUAUUGAUGCUGAUAUGGCACAAGUUUAUGAUACAGUUAUAUUUGCUGGUCCACCACCAAUGAAACAACGAUUGUGGCCACGUCAUUGUGUACAAGAUUCAUGGGGUGCUGAAUUGCACAAGGAUCUGAAGAUUGCAGACCAAGGAAUUAAGGUAUACAAAGGUACUAAUCCAGAAGUUGAUUCCUAUUCAGUUUUUUGGGAUAACAAAAAGCUCUCGGAUACCACACUGAAUGCCCAACUAAAGAUGAAAGGGACCACAGAUAUUUACGUUUGUGGCUUGGCGUACGAUGUUUGCGUUGGUGCAACUGCUGUUGAUGCCUUAUCGGCUGGAUAUCGAACAAUUUUGAUUGAUGACUGUUGCCGGGGUGUGGAUCUCCGUGACAUCGAAAGCGUCAAAGGAAAGGUGAACUCUAGCUAUGGUGUUAUUGUUCAUUCAGACGAGGUAAAAGCUAUGGUAGAAGGAAGAGAUCGUCGUCCAGAAUUAGGUUAUAAACUGGCAAUGGAAUUAAAAAAUCCAGAUUCUGUUCUAUCACAGAGAGAUAGUGGGAUUGCAAGAAUUGCACCUUAAUUUAAUUGCUGCACAAAUAAAAUUUCUGAUGUUGUUAUCAGAUGCGCUUCAAAGUGAAAUACAUAUAUAACUAAUAAAUUAUUCUAUAGCUUCUAA